CCGAGCCUGCCUCUCCUCCUCUUCCUCCUCUUCUUCCUCCUCCUUCCCCAGCAGCGGAGGCCCAGCUUGGCCUAGUUUCCUAAGCCUCAGCAGCGCCCAAAUCCCCUCUUCCCUGCUCCAUCCCAGGGGAGGGACCACCCCCAGCACCCCCAUUCCUCCUUCCUUCCUUCCUUCCUUCCUUCCUUCCCCCUUUCUCCCCAUCCCUUCCCAUCAGCACCAGCAGCAGCAGCUCCAUGAGGCUGAAGGGCCGGGGAUGCUGCGCCCAGGGCGAGAGGGAGGAAGGCGAGGAGGAGGAGGAGAGGGAAAAGAAGAAAGAGAAAGAGGAGGAGAGGAGGAUGAAGAUGAAGAUGGGGGGAUGCAGGACCCUUCCUCCUCCUCUCCUGCGGAGCCCCUUCGUCCACCAGCUGCGCUUCAGCGCCCUCCAGAAAGCCAAGAUUGCCUUCAUGACAUUGACCCUGUUCCCCAUCCGGCUGUUCUUUGCUGCUUUUAUGAUGCUGUUGGCCUGGCCUUUUGCAUUCAUUGCAUCAAUAGGAUCUGCUGAGAAGCAAUUAGAAAAGCCCCUUUCCUGGUGGCGAAAGGUUGUGGAUGUCUUGCUGAAGGCAAUCAUGAGGACAAUGUGGCUCGCUGGUGGAUUCCAUUGGAUAAAUGUGAAGGGCAGGCAGGCGUUGCCCACUGAAGCAGCAAUAUUGACUCUGGCUCCCCAUUCCUCAUACUUCGAUGCUAUACCAGUAACAAUGACCAUGGCUUCCAUUGUCAUGAAAGCAGAAAGCAAAGACAUCCCUGUUUGGGGAACUCUGAUCAAAUACAUCCGACCUGUGUUUGUAUCUCGAUCAGAUCAGGAUUCUCGCAGAAAAACUGUUGAGGAGAUAAGACGGCGUGCUCAAUCGAAUGGAAAAUGGCCACAGAUAAUGAUAUUCCCAGAAGGAACCUGCACUAAUCGAUCUUGUCUAAUUACCUUCAAGCCUGGAGCAUUUAUCCCUGGAGUGCCUGUCCAACCAGUGAUUCUACGUUAUCCAAACAAAUUGUUAAAGCCAAGAAAGCUUGAAAAGGAACUUCAGGCAUAUUCAGAAAGUGCAAGAAAGAACGAAAGGCCAAAGGUCAAUCUUAAUGAGUUUGCUGAAUACUUUGGAAGUCCCAGUUUCAUAUACAUUAAAAAAUAUGUUUGCACUUUUGAUGAGAAGGAAGAUGGUCUGAUUGACUACGAGAUAAUGUUAAAGCCAGAGAAGCUUGAAAAGGAACUUCAGGCAUAUUCAGAAAGUGCCAAGAGAACGAAAGGCCAAAGGGUCAGUCUUAAUGAGUUUGCUGAAUACUUGGAAGUCCCAGUUUCAGAUACAUUAAAAAAUAUGUUUGCACUUUUUGAUGAGAAGGAAGAUGGUCUGAUUGACCUACGAGAAUAUGUAACAGCAUUGUCAGUAGUGUGUAGGCCAUCUAAAACCCUGCAAACAAUACAGAUGGCUUUUAAGAUGUAUCAAUCAAAAUGUGGCACUAUAACAGAAGAGGACAUAACUUGCAUUUUAAAAACUGCAAUGGGUGUUUCAGACCUUAAUGUAUCGAGCCUUUUCAGAGCUAUAGAUGUUGAUGGAAGGGGGGAAAUUACAUACGAUGAAUUUCACAGGUUUGCUGAAAUGUAUCCAGACUUUGCUGAGGAGUACCUAUAUCCUGAUCACAUGAAGACUGAAAGCUCUUUGGAAACUCCUGCUCCCAAUGGUUUCUGUACAGAUUUCAGCCCAGGAACUGCUGAAGAUAGGAGAAACCGUCUACAGAAGAAACUGGAUUAAUAUUAACAAUUCCCUCAUCCUCUUCUGGUGAGAGGAGUAUGUUCUGUCUUGGGCUCUUCAUAGUCACACAAUUAUAUAUGACCUGAAGGAUGUGAGAGAAAGGUGUCUGUGUGAGUAUGUGUGUAGAUGAUUUUACUGGAUUAAGGAGCAUCUUCAGGCUUCCUAUUGGGAAGGUCUUGUUUUUCCAUCAGUAUCUUGGAAAGUAAAGAAUGUAAAUGAACUUUAAUUUCUGUACUUAAAAAGAAGAUGCUUGCAUAUUUGUAUUCCAUUGUUUAGUUUCAUGUACAAAGUGUCCUACAAAGUGUGCAUGUGUAAAGAAUACUGUAGCUCCUAUGGUGUCAAGUGCACUUCGGUGAUUAGUGUUGUCCCUAUUUAGGGAACUGUUUCGGGGGGUCAGGCUUUGUUUUCCUUUUUCACAUGGAUGGAUUCGUUGACUACUAGCUGUUGUCACCCAUCCUCUGAGCAAGGCAAGUUCAGCUUGGCCCCUUUGUUUUCAUUUCAUUAAAUAGUUAAAGGAAAAAAAGUAUGCAAAAAAUAUUUUAACUAAGGAAUCGUUUUUAUUAUUUUUUUCCUUGCAAGGUAACUUUUUUGGUCUCUCAGUCUAUGGUAACAGCAAAAGGAAUGAGGGGAACUGUUCUCAGGGUUGUGUGUAUUCUGUGCUAAUGCUAUUAAAAUUUGACAAUGCAGAUUCCACACUUAAGAAAAGCAAAUUUCCAAAGUUUAUAUAAAUAAUAUGAAUCAGGUAUAUUUCCAUAUUUUGCAUUGGCCUGCUUUUGUGAUACCUUGGCAAAGGCAAAGAAGUAUACAGGCAGGAGAUACACUGACAUGUUUAAUGGAAAUUCAGACCACUCUUCUCCAUCCCCCACCACCAACAUAAAAGCUGCUGAGAUUUCAACAAGUAUAUCUACAGAGCCAUAAGGUUUAGAAAUUCACAAUUAAAAAGAGAACGUUAAAUUCUCUGGAUGAUGAAUUCUGGAUUAAACUGUGAUUUCUGUGCUGAUUGGUAUGGUUACAGAAUAUACACACGCCUGGUCAUUUCCUUUUUUUGUUUUGAUGCUGUUCCAUUUGAGUUUUCUAGACAAGGGUAAGUAAUCAAGGUAUAUUUUCAAAACAGCUUCAAAGGACAUGAAACAAAAAAUUGCAUAAGAGACCAAACAGGCAUGAAAUAAACUUUGCUAACAUCAGAAAUCCAAAAUAUUCCCUUAAAAGUAUCCACAGAAGUUUAAAAUUCUUGCUCUAUGAAUUUUCAUAAGGAUUUCAUCCUGCUUUUCUAGUGUUACCUGCCUUGUAAUUGCUCUUCAGUGAGAGAUACUCACCUACUUUGCAUAUAACAUAAAAGCAGGAUUUAGUUCCCCAUGCACUAACUGACAAAGUACCUGGGCUUUCACAUGCCUUGUCCACUUUCCCUCAUACUCUUACCUGGCUGGAAGACUUCUUCUGAACUUACUUUUACUUUACAGAGCUUUCAAAGCAAUACAUGUGUUAGUUUGUCACAGCAUAGAAGGGAAAGGGGGAAAGCCAGCACCUUUAACACUGACUUAUUCUAGCAUGAACUUUUGUGAAUAUCAAUCACGUCUUCAGAUGGGCUGAUAAAGACUAUUGAUGCAUCUGAAGAAGUUAAUUAAUAUCCAUAAAACCUCAUGCUAGAAUAAAUCAGUCUUAAAGAUGCUGCUAGGUUUCUCUCUCUGCUCUUACCUUUUUAUGUUCACAAAGCUUGUUAUAUUUUGUGUUUGACUCAAACUCUUGUAGUGUAAGAUCACAGCAUUUUAAAUAGCGAUUACUGCUGUCAUAGGCCUUGUUGAGAAUUAUUUCUCCACACCUGUCUCUAAGGUCUUGGAAACACACGCACACAAAUGAUCUUUCAAUUAGAUUGAACCCCAUUCUCCCAGUUGAACUUCUUAUUGACCAGCAGCACCUUUGCUUUGUCAGGAUUUAAUUUCAGGUAGUUCAUCCUCCUCCAUCCUCUUCUCACACCCAGGCAACAUUUUAAGGCAUUGACUGCUUCCCUGCUCUUAGGUGGCAUGGAGCAAUAGAACUGAAUCAUAAGCAUAUUGAUGACACCUCACUUAAGAGUAUCAAAUGAUCUCCCCCAGCAGUUUGAUGUAGUUAUUGAACAACAUAGGAUACAGAAUUCAACCAUGCAGUUGAGAACAACCCCUUCCCAUAAAGAGACAUUAAUACAUAACCAAAGCAUUAGUUCUGCACUGGUAGAUUUUAUCAGCCAGGAUAAACAAUGAUCACAUAAAUGUCAGCUUUUAACACUCCACUUGCCCUGUCCACAUCCUUGAGAUCUACAAGCUUGGAAGGAAUCCAACAUAACAGGAGAAAUAGUUGCCAAAGUUACUUCAACCUGAACUAUCCCAAGAAUGGAGUCCAAGACAAGGUGAACUUGAGCAGUUUUGUCCAUGAAAAAUGGAAGUACCCUGCUCUGAGACACCACAUGCUUUGGCACCUCUCUCCAAUUCCCUAGUGAAUGUUUCAUAUAGAAUGGAAAAGAAUUGCUGUUCUAUUUUGUGUGGACAUGAUGGUGGUGGAGAUGUAAGUGCCCCCACUUCAGAUAAUUUAUAGACACAUGUAUGAUCAUAGUCAUCACAGGCAGUCCACUAGUGGCACUCUAGCCCUCAGCUCCCUGUCAAACCUGAUCUGGAAGGAAGCUAAUCUGGCUCUUCCAUGGAAUGCAGUGCUUGGAGGUUACAGUGUUAAUUGCUCAAACUAUUUUGUAUUCCAAAGAUCAGUUGAGUUUUGACAGUGCAAGGAGGUAAGCUUUUCGAGAGCAUUAAAACCUUUCAGUUCCAUCAGACACCUGGAGCAGACCAUCUUAACUGAUUCACUAUCUUUGCAAAGGUCCACAGAAGCAGCUAGUCUGAAACCAAUCAGAUGGUUAUCUAUCUGUUACAACAGAAUCCAACAUAUCUCAUCCAUGUUGAGGGAUACAGAUUGACCAAAAAAGAGUAACACAUCACAACUAUGUUCUGUGAUGUACCAAUUACUAAUUGGGGCAAUUCCAUGGUUAUUGAGGAGGACAUGAAAUCCUGAACCACUCCUGAAUGAGCAAUCUUAGCAUGUACAGUAGAAAAGCAGUAAUUAGAUUGAGCUACAUUUGCAGCGUGGAAGUACAAUCAGUGUCCUUGCCUUCUUUCCUACAUGUACCACAUGAUGUACACUGAUGGCAGGCCUCUUCAUAGUUGCUUGAAAGCAGCCUCUUCCCUGGAGGCAAUUAGACACCAGAUGCCUGUCUUGCUUCUAUGAAAGCUAUCAUAAAGACUGGAAGAAUUUUCUUAAUUUUUUUAAAGUGGCGUUUCAUUCUAAAAUGAAUUACUGUGUUUGUUUAUUUACAUGCCUGCUCUGUUCAGAGACAAAUCUCCUAUUUGCUGUGUUUAAAGAUAACAACCUAUUCCAAACCUGAAGGUUCAUGCAAAUAGUCUUGUUGAAGCUGGUGAAGUAGUUUAUAUCAAGAUAGGGACCAAAGAAUCCAACACUACUUUUGUUGUUUAAAAAGAGCUGUUAUGAUCACUUCAGUCCUUCACCUGUCAGUGGGAACAGCUUUUGAUUAAUUCCAUUUGUUUGUGGGAUGAUGACUAUAAUAUAGAGUCCUACCUGGAUAAAAGUCACAGCAUUUUUAUACUUCCCUCCGUUGUUUAAAUGAAUUUUAAUGUAGGAUUUUUUCAUUGACUUUAAAAAGCAUACAAUGUUACUGUUUACAUGAAGUAGCACGAUAGCUGUUGGCUGCCGUCAAGUUGAACUUUUUGCUGUUAGUCCACUCUUGAAAAUUUGCUUUGGCUCAGCAGUCUUUCGGUUUUGCAAGGCAGGUGGGGAAAUAACAACUCUGUAAUCCUCUUCAUGGUAUGCCUUUGGCAUAUUCACAGGUGAAAUCCCUGUUCAGGCAUUUGCCCAAAUACUUAGUGAGGUAGUAAUGGGGUGGUACCAUUCCUUCUGGUUUCUCCCACCCACUCAGUCCCUGGUUCUUUGAAUUUUGCAGCAAGACUGGAAAGAAUGUUCUUCUCGGAUCCUUUUGCAUACGACUCAAACACUCCAUUUGAUCAGGGAUCCUAACAAGAAUCAUGUGAGAAAUUCUGCUUGCCUUUAAGGAAAUGUCCAUUCAGACCUCCCUGUUGAAUGAGGGCAAGAGCUGAGAGAGUGGGCAGAUGUGUGGACGUGAGUGGAGAAAGCAGCCCCACUGACCUCCUCAUCAGGCAAACACUCAGAGUUAUAUAUAUAUAUAUAUAUAUAUAUAUAUAUAUAUAUAUAGGGCUAUAUAUGUCUAUGUAGAAUCCAAAAUAUGUACCAUAUCCUUUAUUUGAAGAUUUUAUGAGUAGGAUAGGUUAGGGAAACAGCAGAUGAAGGCUAUAUUCAAUAGACUCCCUAUCGAAUUAGCCCCAGAAUGAUGCUUAUCCACCUUUCCUACUCAAAUUGCCAAAUUUAGUUAUAGAGUGAGCUACAUGACAGCAUGGAUAAUCAUUUGCAGAGGUUAAUCUUGAGAUGACUUCAGCUAAGACUUUAUAUGUGAGUUUGAUUCCUCCCACCCUUAGUGAAAUGAAUGGGCCACAGCAAAGUUUCAAUUCUUAAACCUGAAGGAUGAGAUUGCCUUCUCAGAUUAAUAAAUUCUCUCUUGCUUUUUAAAAACAAACAAACAAACCUCAGAAUUCCAACCAUAAUCCAUUAUUCUUAAUCAUACAUUCUAAUAGUGAAUUCAUUCACUGAUUGCUGAUCUAGACACAGGAUGAAUGAUGUUUUCCGCACAAGAAACAGGUACGGAAAUGCUCCCACCCGCUCACCCACUGCUGAGUUACAUAUUUAGGAAACAAGGGAAAAGAAUGGAAUAAAGUAUCCAGGAAUUGAGUAUGGAUGGUACCUUAAGCAAGAGCAUUCCAAAACGAUAUUGCAGAUGCUUCAUGUAUCUGAGAAGUCUCAGGUAGCUGUCAGUGCCAUUAUUUCCCAACACAGUUGUGGCAAGUACCAUCCCUUGGUAUAUAAGAGUGCCCUAUGCUACAAGAUAGAAGUGGGAAAUCCUGCCAAUUUUAGCUGGAGGGGGGUCACUGCCACCAUUGUGUGGUUCGCCCUAUUAGUAGUGGGAGCAUCCUCAGUUUCUAAAAACCUUUAAUUUGUAUGCCAAAUUGGAAGAAAGAUAUUUUGUGGGAGGACCUCUGAGAAGAAUCCCCAAUAAAGAGGCACAACAAUCUUUCUAAACACUUAGUGUAAUUUGUUUGUUUAUAGACCUAAGAACAGCAUCAGUAGAAAAAAAUGGUUAAUGAUGCAGAACAGUCUCAGAAAGGAAACUUAGGGCCUGAACAGACAGGCCAAAAUAAAGCUGAUUCGGGUC
Molecule: messenger RNA, 7098 nt
Organism: Sceloporus undulatus (fence lizard)
Lineage: Eukaryota; Metazoa; Chordata; Lepidosauria; Squamata; Phrynosomatidae
Gene: LPCAT1
Product: lysophosphatidylcholine acyltransferase 1
Exons: 12
Coding region: 234-1778 (514 amino acids)
Molecular function (GO): calcium ion binding
Source: RefSeq, a predicted model, not a curated record